AUGACGAUUUGGCUCGUUUCUCCAUCACCACCAAUGGGUAAUAAUCGUCGCAUCGAGCUUGCUGGAAUUGAUUUGUGGCUCGGAUUAUCUACCAACCGAGUAUUCGUCUAUCCAUCUGAGUUCAAUAUUGAUCAAUUCAAGUAUGCACUGAGUCGUGCUCUUUCAUUAUGGCCCCUCGUUGCCGGUCAUUUCCUUUUGCUUGAAGGUGAUCGUUACUUGAUCGAAAUGUCCGACAAUCCAAUCCCAGUCACUUGUGCUGAAAAUACUGAGCUAGCUGCUUGGCCCACCCACUUGAAUAUUAUUUCAGACCAGCAUAAAGAUCCACUUCCACCAUUUAUUGACGAAGUGCCAACUCGGAAACUAAUUUAUGGUUCUCAAGAGGAGCCUCUCCUUCGUUUAAAACUAACUCGUCUUGAAAGGAGUGGCGAAUGGAUUUUAGGAGUUAGUUGGGCACAUGUGUUGGGAGACGGUGCAGUCUCUGCAAAGUUUUUAAAUACCGUGUCACGUUUUUACCAAAAUUUGGAACCACUCGAACCACUUCCUGUAUUCGAACGACGUCUAUGGCGAGAAGAUGAAGCGGAUUUAUCUUUUUUGCCUAUGUUGAAGUAUCUGACUCAUGCUGGACCAUCAGAAGAAAGGUAUAAACUUAAUAGUGGUUGGUAA
Molecule: messenger RNA, 663 nt
Organism: Rotaria sp. Silwood2
Lineage: Eukaryota; Metazoa; Rotifera; Eurotatoria; Philodinida; Philodinidae
Source: the annotation of a GenBank genome assembly